Molecule: messenger RNA, 1404 nt
Organism: Paramisgurnus dabryanus
Lineage: Eukaryota; Metazoa; Chordata; Actinopteri; Cypriniformes; Cobitidae
Product: delta(14)-sterol reductase TM7SF2
Biological process (GO): cholesterol biosynthetic process
Cellular component (GO): nuclear inner membrane; endoplasmic reticulum membrane
Molecular function (GO): Delta14-sterol reductase activity
Source: RefSeq, a predicted model, not a curated record
UAAAGACUCUUUAUCUGCCUGUGGACAAGAUGAGCACACAUGAGUCAAAUCAUCAGUCCCACAUGAAUGGAUUUCAGCAGGAUAAUGGACAUGAGAAGAUCAAAGAGGUCAACAGUCCCUGGAACAACAGCUUUUUGUGUGUGCUGUGUGUUUUGUUGGGAGUCUCUCUCAUAACACUGUUGGAUUGCUGUCGUCCGUCCUCUGAACCCUGGGUUCUGUUGGGUUCUUCAGAAAAGCCGGUCUGGGACUGGACCUCUGUCUCUCUGCUGCUCUUAUAUACUCUCCUGCAGGGGGCGCUCUAUUAUCUACCUGUAGGACAGGUGAUGGAAGGCAAAAUAGGCUUUCAUGGAAAGCGUUUGAAAUACAAACUCAAUGGUCUCCAUGCGUUCAUAUUGAGCUUGGUUCUGCUCUUGACUCUGUGGUACUUUGGGUUUGUCCGGGCCAGCGGUUUGACCCACAGGUUAUUUUCAUUGGUGAGCGCGGGUGUGGCCGUCUCUCUGCUCUUCAGUCUGAUGUUGUACCUGUACCCACUACAAACAUCCUCCUCUACACAGGUGCACUAUGAGAGCACAGCGAAGCCCCUGUUGAAUUUCAUUCUGGGUCAAAUUAUGGACCCUCGUGUGGGCGACAUCGAUGUCAAACAGUUUGUCAUGGUCAGGAUCGGGUUUAUCGGCUGGGCUAUGAUGGAUGUGAUUUAUCUCCUGACUGCUAUAGAGAUGAAGGAUUCGCUCUCUGUCUCUAUGAUGCUUGUCAUUGGCUUUCAUCUCAUUUACAUAUUGGAUUUUCUCAUUGAUGAGGGAUCUAUACUGACAACCAAAGAGUUUACAGAGGAGCCCAUAGGGUUCAUUAUGAUUAUGGGCGAGUAUAUCUGGAUCCCUUUCUUCUCCAGUCUGCCCGUAUACUUUCUUCUUCAAAAGCCCAAUCACAUCCAUUAUCUGUCAGCUGUGCCCAUCUGUCUGCUGUUUGCUACUGGCUUCCUGAUUUACUAUCUGUCCAAUGAGCAGAAAGACGGUUUUCGUCGAAAUCCAAGUCAUCCAGCUUACACGAAUCUAGAGACCAUCAAAAGCCCGUCAGGAAAGAAUCUGCUGGUCUCGGGAUGGUUUGGCUGGGUCAGACACCCCAAUUAUCUGGGAGACAUUAUGAUGAUGUUAGCCUGGUGUCUCCCCUGUGGAUUCAGCAGCGCUGUCCCGUAUCUACCAGCACUACAGUGUUUUAAUUUACUGAGAAAACGAGCCAAUGAGAUUGAAGAGUCGUGUAUGAAGAAACAUGGAAGUGCAUGGAGAGAAUAUUGUACAAGAGUGCCAUACAAAGUGAUUCCUUAUGUCUACUGAAUAUCAUCUUUUACAUGAAUAUCAUGUGUUUAAGUUUGACUCUGACUAUUAAAUGUGACAUUUCAUUUCAUUA